Diaporthe amygdali is the source of this 996-nucleotide messenger RNA. RefSeq lists its product as uncharacterized. The transcript is spliced from 4 exons. Lineage: Eukaryota; Fungi; Ascomycota; Sordariomycetes; Diaporthales; Diaporthaceae. The record is from RefSeq and is a predicted model, not a curated record. The coding region runs from base 1 to 996 and encodes 331 amino acids.
AUGGCGAACCCCAAUUUCACAAACCGCCAUGAAAUACUUGGGGUCGGAGAUAACACCCCUACAUCCAACCAAACAUCUCUACAACCCCAAGAUAUAACUCACAACACGCUAGGAUCAGGCUCAGCGUCACACGCAGACAUAGGCACCCGUGACUUUGUCCACAACCCAGGCACUGCUGCCUCGUCAUCAUGCCGCAGCCCGGCUCAUGAGGCAAAGGCCAAUACUGCUGGGGCAACCGAGAUGGGCGACCCAAAUGGCCGCAUCCCAACAGCCCAGGACACCCACGACGAGCUGAACGCUGCCCAAAGCGAUCUGGCCACUACUAAGCAGGACGAGCUGCCAGGUAGGCGUUCUGGCAUUGGCCAAAGUGCACCUGGUGCCCACUUGGAAGACACAGCCGCUAGCGUUUCGACAUCACAGCGUGGCCAUCGAAACAGCAACUACGCCCCUGGCUACGAGGGUGCUGCCGACGCAGUCAGGCACAAAUCCUACAACGCCGACGAGCAUCGUCCGUCUCUGCUGGCUCACGAGCCUGUCACUCCCGCGACAGAGGUGCCUCCCGACCUGGGCAACGACGGUCAUAACACACCUUCCACUAGUGGGCCUGGGAUGAUUCCUGGCCCAAGCCUUGGACAAAAGGCCAAGGCUCCUUUUGCUAAGAUUCAUGGUGCUGGAGAGGUACUUCGGGGCAACCUCGCCGCCGCAGCCGACAGCUUCACGGGAGAUACGGCCAAGCAGGCUAAGAACGAGGAUAUCAAGAGGGAACCCGGUCCUGAUCUUGAUCGAAGCUUGGCGCAAAAGGUCGUGGGCUUCUUUGCUUGGGCACACGGUGCUGGUGAGGUCAUCCGCGGCAAAUUCAACGCUAGCAUCGCAACUCUUGCUGGAGAUGAGUCGACCCAGAAGAUCGAGGAGGAAACGGCGGAAAGGGGCAGGAGGGAGAUGCUUAACCAAGAAUUCGAGCCAGUGCCCCCUUCUUUGCCUCCGAGGACUGGAUGA